Adineta ricciae is the source of this 1497-nucleotide messenger RNA. The record is from the annotation of a GenBank genome assembly. NCBI's taxonomy places the organism in Eukaryota, Metazoa, Rotifera, Eurotatoria, Adinetida, Adinetidae.
AUGACCUGGUGGCUUUUCUUCAUAUUCUUCUAUUCGAUCAGUGUGUUGUUAUUUCAUAUUUAUAUUCGUUAUUUCUCUGCUCAACGACAUAAUUUCAAUUCGAAAUAUUUUCCUGUGAUCAUUGAACCUUGGUAUUUUCCAUUUUUGGGUCCAAUUCUUUCCAUGUUAGAUAUGGAAACAUCUCUAAAGAGAUGGUGUACAAAAUACGGACAUAAUUUCACAUUAUUUCUCUUCGGAAAAUAUUACACAGUGAUAACAAAAUCAGCUGAUUUGAAGAAAUAUUAUCAUUCUACAGAAGAAACACUCAGUAUGUCGAGAGCUGCAUUUCUUCUAUUAGGAUCAUCAUAUCCUGAAAGUCAAUAUAUUGUUGAAUAUGAUGUUGUACAAUAUUUACAUAGUAUUCUGAAUUCGAAUCAUUUGUCAAAGAUGAUUUCAAAUACAGAAAUGGUGAUGAGAGAUUAUUUUAAUAAUAAAAAUGGACAAUUUUGGAAUGAAAAUGGUGAUGAAGUUGUCAUUGAUUUAUUUGAUUUUAUGUAUCGUUUGAUUAUACGUAUCAAUUCGAUUAAUUUCAUAUCAUCGAAUAUUUACACAAAUGAUGUUGAUGAAGUUAUUGAAAUAUUUACUCGAUUAAAUGUCGAAAAAGAUAUUUUAAGUCCAAUAAUUGAACGAAUGAAAAAAUACUUCGGAUUGAAAACAAAAAAAGAUUUCGCUUGGAAACAAUGGAUUUUACUUCUUAUGCCAGAAAUUCAACGAGCUUUACAAAUGAUUGAAAAUAACAUUGAACCAAAUGAUUUUGAUAUUAUUUAUGAAAAUGUGAAAUAUGUCAAAGAACAAAUGGAAAAACGUGGUGAAACAUUUACACCUCGUUUAGUCGCUUAUUUUGCUUAUAUGUCAAUUGUUCCAGCACAAUUGAAUACAUACACAACAGCAGCAUAUCUAAUUCUUGAAUGGAUUCAUCAUCAACAUGAUGAAAUUGGUCAACAAAUGAAAAACGAAAUUGAUCAUUUAUCUCAAUGCGAUCAAUUAACUAUUGAUGAUUUAAACUCAAUGGAAUAUAUUCAAGCGUGUAUCUAUGAAGUUAUUCGAAUGCACACGGACUUCCUCUUGAGUUUACGACAUGCUGGUGAAGAUAUUCUUCUUUCUCAAGAGAAAUUUAUUCCAACUGGAAAUUUUGUUGUAACACCAAUCACUGGUGCACAACAUUUAUAUACAAAUCCAUUCGAUUUUCAACCUGAAAGACAUUUGAAACCACGAGAAGAAAUGAAAGUUGAUCCAUAUCGAGCUUUGCCUUUUGGAAGAGGAAGACAUUCGUGUGUGGGAGAAAGAUAUGCGAAAAUGCAAAUUAAAAUUCUGUUUCUUCGAUUGACAAAAUUAUGCAAAUUGGAAUUAAUGCCACAAUCGAAUAAUUAUAAAACGACAAUCAACAGAAAACAAUUCGACGGAUUAAGUCGACCGACAAAACCCGUUUGGAUCAAAAUUUCCAAAAGAAUCUUAUGA